UGAUGCAAUUGCGCCGCGCAGCGCAGUGUUACCCACGUCUAUUAUUUACUCGUAUCGUUUCAUUCCUAUAUUUCCCAUGGUCUUCGAUUUUCAUUUCUAAUACACGCGUUUUAGUUCCUUUGUUGCAAAACAGAUCGUUGAUGUUGGGUUUCUGUCUAAUAAAGAUAGACAGAUACGUUAAGAUAGAAAACAUGGCACCAAAAGCAGCAGCUCCACUUCCCCGGUACGAAGAAGAAAUUGGGAUCUACGCAAUAUUAUUAGGGCCACCAGGAUCCGGUAAAGGAACACAAGCUCCAAAAUUGAAGGAAAAAUUUUGCGUGUGUCACUUAUCAACUGGUGAUAUGCUCCGUGCAGAAAUAUCUUCCGGAUCUAUAUUGGGAAAAGAGUUAAAAAAGGUAAUGGAUGAAGGCAAACUAGUUUCCGACGAGCUAGUUGUAGACAUGAUUGAUAGUAAUUUGGACAAACCAGAAUGUCGAAAUGGAUUCCUUCUAGAUGGAUUUCCCCGUACCGUUGUCCAGGCGCAAAAGCUGGAUGAUUUACUUGCCAAACGAAAAACUAAUCUUGAUGCUGUUAUUGAAUUUGCUAUAGAUGACAGCUUACUUGUCCGUAGAAUAACGGGCCGCUUAAUUCACCCCGCAAGUGGCCGCUCUUAUCAUGAAGAAUUUGCUCCACCGAAAAAUCGAAUGCGCGAUGACGAAACUGGUGAACCUCUUGUUCGUCGGAGUGAUGAUAACGCAGCAGCUUUAAACAAACGACUAGAAGCGUACCACAAACAAACCAAACCUUUGGUUGACUACUAUGCUGUAAGAGGGCUGCAUUUUAAAAUUGAUGCAGCACAAACGGCGCACAAUGUAUUUACACAUAUUGAUAACAUUUUCCUUAAACAACGUAAAUCUCGAGACAUAUUAUGAAACCGAAAAAAUCACUUUGCAAAACUCUCGGAAUUAAAAUAACCGUUUUUAUGACACAUUUUA
Molecule: messenger RNA, 974 nt
Organism: Rhagoletis zephyria (snowberry fruit fly)
Lineage: Eukaryota; Metazoa; Arthropoda; Insecta; Diptera; Tephritidae
Gene: Ak2
Product: Adenylate kinase 2
Biological process (GO): ADP biosynthetic process
Molecular function (GO): ATP binding; AMP kinase activity
Source: RefSeq, a predicted model, not a curated record